Messenger RNA from Hemibagrus wyckioides, 2082 nucleotides. It is a transcript of the gene snapc2, whose product is annotated as small nuclear RNA activating complex, polypeptide 2. The transcript has 5 exons. Gene Ontology annotation, cellular component: nuclear body. Gene Ontology annotation, molecular function: RNA polymerase II general transcription initiation factor activity. NCBI's taxonomy places the organism in Eukaryota, Metazoa, Chordata, Actinopteri, Siluriformes, Bagridae. The record is from RefSeq and is a predicted model, not a curated record. Bases 159 to 1547 code for a protein of 462 amino acids. Gene Ontology annotation, biological process: snRNA transcription.
CCAAGAGAUGCCGCUGUUGCCUACAUCUCCGCCAAACGCGUUUUAAAGGCUAUUAUCCUUUUUGGCCUUUCUAGCGAUUCGUUUCAAAGGUCCAUAGACAGCUACGAGUUGUGUUUUGACUUAGCAACAGUUUUAUUAUUCACCAUAAGCUUGGCAUUAUGAAGCCUCCAUCUCGUCGCCGGAACAUACCAUCUCGUUUUUUAGAAAUAAAGAAGACUGAACCAGUAAACAGGUUUCGUCCUGGGUACAAUCGCCUGGAACAGCGGAGUCUUCUGCUUGCCUUGAAACAACAGAAAAGGUUAAAGACAGAAUUGGAUUUUUUGGCACUUCGGAAGAAAGUUCCCAAAUGGUCUCUGCUUCAGAUACAGAACAUGAUAAAGUUUUUGAAGCAGUGUGUGGUGAAGCGGGUGUAUCUGCAGGUCCAAAAACAGAGACGUGAGGAACAAAAAAACAAAGUACCAAUUGAAUUAUGGGCAGAACUAGCACAGGAAAUGGCUGGAAACAAUGUGGAAACAAUAUCUUCUGCCUUCUCUCAAAUGUUGGUAAUUGCUGCCACAGAGCCCUGCAGCCUCAACCACUCAGAUCCUCCACGUCCUACUGACUCUCAAAGUCCUCUAGCCAGCGGUUUGCGCACUAUACCGCUGAGGCCGAUGCCUAAAUCCCACACUGGCUCACCUUCUCCAGUGAUAGUUGUACCUGAACAGGCCAGUAAAACGCCUCAGUUACGUGGGAAGAAUGCAGCUACCGAUCCUUCUGCCCAAACCACCACAGUAACAUCGCCCUCUAGUGUUGCUGAAGAAGUGCAAAGUGAGUUACUGGAAAAAACUGAGGCAGACAAAGACCCAUCCACAUCAGCCACCCCUAAAUCACUCUUAAGUCAACCUGUCUCUAAACCAACACUACCAGUGCCUGCUUCAAGUACUGUGUCUACUACUGUACCCUCACUCACAUCAGACUGUUGUCAGCCAGGUAAGCAACAUGAAAGUGGGCUCUCUGAGCAAGUCUGGCAACACAGACCAUUGGGGAUGAAGAGUGUUGUGGAUUUUGAAAAGAUAUACCAAUUCAUCAGCAACAUCGUUCUGAAUAAACCUACUCGGCCUCUUACUGCUAUGGAAAGUGCAGUGUUUUUGGACCUGUUGAUGUCUUUGCCUGAAGAGCUCCCCUUGCUGGACUGUAAGAAACUGCAGCAUCAUUUGCUUCAAGUGCAUGCCCAUCUGAACACGCCUGCAGCGAGGCUCAGUGAAGAUCAGGGACCUGCAGUCGAAACUUCAGCUUCAACCAGAGAACCAGAACAGCGAACCACUUAUCAGCAUGUUACAGGACCUGAUAUCUCUUUACAGAGUGUACAGUCUACAAGGAAAGAGAUUGUUCAGAAAGGACCAGUAACUGAGCAAGUGAAGGACACAGAAUCACCAUUAGUUGCUGAAGGUUUUGCGGGUCAAUCAUCUGCAAUAAAGCUUUCAAAAGUCAGAGGUGAUUGGGCCUCUGCUGGCCUAUGUCCACUAAAUCCAUUUAUGGUGCCAGUAGCCCAUCUGAAACGGAAGUAACCCAAGGAACUUGCAAAAGCAGCUCUAGUUUAUUUCAAAACUGUUGAGACUGACUGUAUUUUAAAAUUAUAUUUCUUUUAGGAAAUAAUAUACAACCUGCCUUUUUUUCAAAGUGCAUUGGAUAUGAUGACAGCACUAUGGUUUUUUUGUCUUUUUAGUUAUCAAACACUUGUACACAGAUAUUUUUAUUUAUCCAUUCCAGCUGACAUCUGCCAUUCUAGUGUGCUGUUUACAGAAAAUGUUUGCUAAGAGAAUUGUGUGGAUCAAAGAAGUGUGGCUCUUUAUUCAAGUAUGUGUGGAAGUAUGAGUGGAAGUUCAAACGUUUUGCUUACAGUCAGGUAUUUCCUAAUGGUGUGACAUACUGAUGUUUAAAAUGAUGCAAAUUACGUUCAGUUGACCUCUGUCACUCUACACAGUUCCAAGUAAGAGAAGUGUUAUAAUUAAAGUUUUGAUUUAAUCAGAUAUUUUCCAUGUAUUAUGACUGUCAUAAAAUAAAACAGCCCAACAGUUACAUUAAAGUUCUAACAUAGCCAGA